AGUUUGCUACGGGACAAAUCCCCUUCAAGAAGCAGGUUUGGCGCCAUGGCAGAUUCCUCGAGCUUGUCAUCAUCCCAUCAUUUCCAGCUUGUAGCAAUCCAAAUUAUCCAAUUCUUUAGUCGAUGAUGGCUCCAUAACGCCAUUAAAUAUCGGAGCUUGAUGCAGAUGACCAGCCCUACAAGAGCACACCAGCCGAGCGCCGGAGAAAGGAGAAGAUGGGCGAACUCGGCUCGCAUCCCGAAAGACUCCUCCGCCCGCUUUCUCGACGGGAUUUAGUGGAAAAUUUUGGAGUAUUUUCUUCUAAUUUUUGAAGAUUUGUUCUUGUUCUUUUGCUAUUUGUUGCAGGUUCUUGAAGGAUUCCUUGUGAGGAUAGCAUCGAGAUCGAAUAUUUUUGGUUACAUAUCAACGUUUUUUCGUGGAAUUCCGUGUUGUUUAUGCUUUCCUUCUUCGGAACCGAGACACCAAUCUCGCUUCUUUGACCUAGCAAUUCCUAUUUCGAUUUGUUCUCAUCGGUCAACACAUCCUAAUUCUUGGCUAAUAGUCGUUGGAAUUGGGGGAAACGAGUACAUGGGGAAUGGAUUGGCUUGCAUGCCAAAGAAAGACCUCAGAGGCGGCAUCGGGUCUCGUAGCAGAAGGGGUUCCAACUCGAGAUCACAGAGGAAGACGGCGGCAUCCGAGGAGGAGCUAUUGCACCACCGGGCCCUAGCGAUGGCAAUUCACCAGCACCAGUUGUCUCAACGCUUCGAUGGAUCGAUGUCUCGCAGGAUUGGUUCCGCGAGUUCUCGAAGAAGGGACCUUCCUGAUUCUGUCACAAAUGGAAAGCUGCCUCCUGCUUUUCUAGAGAAUCUUGAGACAAGGAAAAUUAUUCUAGUACAUGGAGAAGGAUUUGGGGCAUGGUGUUGGUACAAGACCAUGUCUCUUUUGGAGGAAUCAGGACUACUUCCUGUUGCUUUAGAUCUCACAGGUUCUGGCAUAGAUCAAACAGAUAUCAAUAGCAUCACAUCCUUAGAGGAUUAUGCAAGGCCCCUCGUCACUUGCCUUCAAAGCCUUCCAGACGAUGAGAAGGUUAUUUUGGUUGGUCAUAGUUGUGGAGGUGCGAUUGUUUCAUAUGCUCUAGAAAGCUAUCCAAGAAAGGUAUCAAAAGCAGUAUAUGUGUGUGCCACAAUGGUAUCGAAUGGGCAGAAACCUUUCGAUGUAUUUUCGGAGGAACUAGCAUCUGCGGAUCUUUUUUUGCAAGAGUCACAAUUUCUAGUGUAUGGAAAUGGAAGAGAUAAACCUCCUACCAGCAUCAUGUUUGACAAACAACAAAUCAGGGCACUAUAUUUCAACCAGAGUCCACCAAAGGAUGUUGCUUUGGCCACGGUAUCAAUGAGACCCAUCCCGCUGGCUCCAAUCAUGGAGAAGCUCUCCCUCACCACAGAGAACUACGGCACGGUCCGACGAUACUUCAUCCAGACGCUCGACGAUCGCAUUCUCUCGCUCGAUGUCCAAGAGAGAUUGGUCCGCGAAAACCCCCCUCAUGGCAUGUACAAGAUCAAAGGCAGCGACCAUUGCCCCUUCUUCUCAAAGCCACAGACACUGAACAAGAUUUUGAUCGAAAUUGUGCAGAUCCCUUUGGAAAACGCCCUCAAUGAUCCUUCAUGAGGUUACAUUACAAAGUGAUGAGGUGAAACCACAGAGUAAAAGCCAUACUGGAAAUGACAAACGUUUUGCACAGGAUUCUUAGUUCAGCAUUCAUUGUCGAUGCUAAGGUUUUCAUCUUUCACCAUAAAUUACAAGUUUAUCGACCACAGGCAUACUUUCGAUGGAGUUGGUAAAGACAACGUUUAAGACACGGGACUUGUGGAUGUGGAUCCGACCCAUAUAAUUAGUGGAUUGGGUUGGUUUGGAUCGAAUUAGCAGGUCGUAGAAUGUAUCCUUGUUCGGAAUCCAACCCGUUAACAUGAACGGAUCAUCCUAAACGGGUCGCAUCCCGUCGGGUCGACCUUUUGUUCUUGUAACUAACAUUCCUCUCUCUCUCUCUCUCUCUCUCUCUCUCUCUCUAUAUAUAUAUAUAUAUAUAUAUAUAUAUAUAUAUAUAGGAGGGAGGGGAGAGAGAGAGAAGGCGAUCUUUGUAACUAACAUUCCUUCUCCAUAUAUAGGGUGAGAGAUGGGGAUGGCGAUCGAGAUCGCAGCCGAUCCAAGAAUUUGAUCCCGAUGGAAGCCUCCGCUUCAUCCCACCCUGAUUUCUACGAUUUCGUCCCUCUCGGAUGUGGCAAUCGGUCGCCCGGAUCUCUUUUGCUCCAUCAAAAGCUCUCUCCACUCGAUUUGAAACGAUAAAGCAAAAAAGAUGAAGCUGCAAGCCUGCCGAAUUAGUUAGCAGCGCCGGUAGCUGCCAUGAGUAGUCACCACGACGAGGUCCUACAGACACUGAAGUCGGCUUCAUCAUCAGCUUGCAGAUGCUCAAUAAAGCUUGCAACAAACAAUGCAGAGGAUGCGUUCAUGUUGUUAUGAAAAAAUAAAAUCUAGAUUUACUGUACCAGCUUUAUGCUUGGCAUUAUUUUCGAAACCAUGUUAAAAGAUUUUAAAUUCUUUCGAUCCAAUGUCAAAUUUUACCCCUA
This is a messenger RNA of Musa acuminata AAA Group (dessert banana), 2600 nucleotides long. Its product is annotated as putative methylesterase 14, chloroplastic. The transcript has 6 exons. Gene Ontology annotation, biological process: salicylic acid metabolic process; jasmonic acid metabolic process. NCBI's taxonomy places the organism in Eukaryota, Viridiplantae, Streptophyta, Magnoliopsida, Zingiberales, Musaceae. The coding region runs from base 568 to 1644 and encodes 358 amino acids. The record is from RefSeq and is a predicted model, not a curated record. Gene Ontology annotation, molecular function: methyl indole-3-acetate esterase activity; methyl salicylate esterase activity; methyl jasmonate esterase activity.